Messenger RNA from Nerophis lumbriciformis (worm pipefish), 1290 nucleotides. The record is from RefSeq and is a predicted model, not a curated record. Lineage: Eukaryota; Metazoa; Chordata; Actinopteri; Syngnathiformes; Syngnathidae.
AUGAGGAUCAAAUACACCAUACCCAUCGUUUUUUUUGUGGCGCUCGUUAUCAUCGAGAAGGAGAACAACAUUAUCUCAAGGGUGUCGGAUAAACUGGCCUCGAAGCAGACCCCCCAGACCCCGAUACAGCCCUCUGCGGACGUGCUGCUGAAGCAAAAUGUUUCUUUCUACCCCGCGGGCAAGCUCAGCUCACCCUUCAUGCUGAUGAAGCGGCGCCUAGAGAACUACAGUGACUACUGGCAAGGGGUGGCAAAUGGCAGGAAAGACAUUCUUCUUCUGGCCACGACCAGAACCGGUUCGUCCUUUGUGGGCGAAUUUUUUAACCAGCAGGGCGACAACAUGUUUUACCUCUUUGAGCCUCUGUGGCAUGUGGAAAAGAUGCUGACGCUGGAGACAGGCGGUACAAACGCCACAGCUGCCGCCAAAGCGUACCGCGACGUUCUCAGACAGCUCUUCCUGUGCGACUUUUCACUGUUGGAGAGCUUCAUCGAGCCUCGCCCCGUGGAUCACAUCACCGCCUCGCUCUUCCGUAGGGGAUCCAGCAGCUCCCUGUGCGAAGAGUCCAUCUGCAGCCCCUUCGUCAAAGGGGUCUUUGAGCGCUACCACUGCAUGAGCAGGCGCUGCGGGCCCCUCAACCUUACCGCCGCAUCUGAGUCGUGCAUUCAGAAAGAACACAGAGCCAUCAAGUCAGUAAGGGUGCGCCAGCUGGAAACGCUCCGUCCCCUGGCCGAGGACCCUCGUCUGGAUAUGAAAUUCAUCCAACUGGUUCGGGAUCCCCGGGCGGUACUAGCCUCUCGCAUGGUGGCCUUUGCCCCCAAAUACAACAACUGGAAGGAGUGGGCCGUGAAUAGUGACGUGCCUAUGGACGAUGACGAGGUGAAGAAGCUGAAAGUUAACUGCAACAACAUUAGGAUGUCAGCAGAGAUGGGCCUCAGGCAGCCUGCUUGGCUGCGCGGCCGCUACAUGCUAGUGCGCUACGAGGAUGUUGCUCGGUUCCCCAUGAGGAAAGCAGCUGAGAUGUAUCAGUUCGCCGGGAUCCCGUUCACGCCGCAGGUCAAAGCGUGGAUCCUGAAAAGUACGCAGGCCUCCAAGGAGACCGACGGCGUUUACUCCACUCAGAAGAACUCCGCCGAGCAAGUGGAGAAGUGGCGCUUCAGUUUGCCCUUCAAGAUAGUCCAGGUGGUCCAGAAAGUCUGCGGGCCCACACUGAAACUCUUCGGGUACAAAUUUGUCAUGAGUGAAGAGAUGCUAACCGACAAGUCGAUCAGUUUGAUCGAAGAUGUUUUGUAG